This is a messenger RNA of Phacochoerus africanus (Common warthog), 912 nucleotides long. It is a transcript of the gene SULT6B1, whose product is annotated as sulfotransferase family 6B member 1. Gene Ontology annotation, biological process: sulfation. NCBI's taxonomy places the organism in Eukaryota, Metazoa, Chordata, Mammalia, Artiodactyla, Suidae. The record is from RefSeq and is a predicted model, not a curated record. Gene Ontology annotation, cellular component: cytoplasm. Gene Ontology annotation, molecular function: sulfotransferase activity.
AUGGCCACUAAUUCCAAAUUUAUUGACUACAUUGAUGAAGCUCUGGAAAAAUCAAAAGAAACUGCACUGUCUCACUUGCUUUUCACCUAUCAGGGGAUUCCUUACCCAGUCACUAUGUGCACCUCAAAGACCUUCCAAGCCUUGGACACCUUUGAAGCCAGAAGCGAUGACAUAGUGCUAGCGUCUUAUCCAAAGUGCGGUUCCAAUUGGAUUCUUCACAUCAUUAGUGAAUUAAUAUUCGCCGAUUAAAAAAAAUUUGAAUAUCCAGAAUUUCCAGUUCUUGAAUGUGGGGACCCAGAAAAUAUAAGGUUGAGAAUGAGCCAGUUUCCAUCACCAAGGAUUUUGACAACUCACCUCCAUUAUGACAAAUUACCUGGGUCCAUCUUCAAGAAUAAAGCCAAGAUACUAGUGAUCUUUCGAAAUCCUAAAGACACGGCAGUAUCUUUUUUCCAUUUCCACAAUGAUGUUCCUGAUAUUCCAAGCUAUGGCUCUUGGGAUGAAUUCUUCAGACAGUUCAUGAAAGGACAAGUUUCUUGGGGAAGCUAUUUUGACUUUGCAAUUAAUUGGAACAAACAUCUUAAUGAUGAAAAUGUUAAGCUCAUAUUAUAUGAAGACCUGAAAGAGGAUCUGGCUGCUGGAAUAAAACAAAUUGCUGCGUUCUUUGGAUUCUCUCCAUCUGGGGAGCAGAUUCAAACUAUCUCGGCCCAAAGUACCUUCCAGGCGAUGCGAGCACAGUCCCAGGAAACACAUGGUGCCGUGGGCCCAUUCUUGUUCCGAAAAGGUGAAGUUGGUGAUUGGAAAAAGUUGUUCAGUGAAACUCAGAACCAAGAAAUGGAUGAAAAAUUUAAAGAGUGCUUAGCAGGCACUGCCCUGGGAACAAAGUUGAAAUAUGACUUAUAUUGCCAGGCCUGA